Columba livia (rock pigeon) is the source of this 7678-nucleotide messenger RNA. RefSeq names its product consortin, connexin sorting protein (gene CNST). The record is from RefSeq and is a predicted model, not a curated record. The transcript is spliced from 12 exons. Gene Ontology annotation, molecular function: connexin binding. Lineage: Eukaryota; Metazoa; Chordata; Aves; Columbiformes; Columbidae. Gene Ontology annotation, biological process: positive regulation of Golgi to plasma membrane protein transport. Bases 944 to 3580 code for a protein of 878 amino acids. Gene Ontology annotation, cellular component: plasma membrane; transport vesicle; trans-Golgi network.
UUUUGUACAUCUUUUGUUUAGAAAUUACAAUGCAUAGAAUUGUUUAAUGCAUUAAAGUGUAUCCCAAGGACAUUUGAGCAGUUAUUUGUAAGUUAAUAGCUCAUUGUGGCAUAUAUUUUCUAGUUUAAUCGAGCUAUUGUGACAUGCAAAUAUUUGAAUUUACAAUCUUACAUUAUAGAGCCUUAUAUCAUUGUAAUUUAAGUACAUGUUUGGGUGCUCUGAAAUUAUUGGAUCCUCCUAAUUAUUGUUUUUUGAAAUAAAUCAGAGAAGGAAUCAAAAGGGUUACCAGUUUGAUUGGAUUCCAACUUAUACUUGACCCAAAAAAGCCCAUUAGUUGUAUGGGUUAAAAGAUCAGUAAAGAGAUAUUUUUCUGCUCAAUGGUUCUAAAUGUCCUUUACGUUUACUUUUAUUUGGCUUCAUUUAAAGUUUAUGUUUUAAGUUAAUAUUAAAGCAUUGGUCUUUUACUAUUAUUUUGCCAUGUAUUAACCUCUUGGCCAUAGUAAAUAUUGAAAAGCUUUUCUAAGUAAGGGGAAAAAUUACAGUAGUAUAUACAUCUUUAUCUCAGUUUUUCAAACUCUUAUGCCCAUACUUAAUUUUAAAUACAAAUUCAGUAGAAUUCUCAUCUUGCACAAAAAAAAAAAAAAAACAAACAAGAGGUGUGUAAAUGGAAAUUUGCAGGAUCAUAAUUUUUCUUGGCCUCAUAGUGAUGCUUAUCAUUAGGGUCUCCUAUUUGGCUCAGAAUACAAAUUAAGUUUGUUAGCAUAUAAUUGUUUCAGAAACACUUUAUCUUUUGAUUUUAUUAAUCAUAUACAAUUUUAUCAUUUACUCGUAAAAUUAAUCUUAAGCUUUACUCUUAAUGUUGAUUGGAUGUUGGUUUGGGUUUUUUUGUUUGUUUUGUUGUCGUUUGUUUUGGUUUUAAUUAUGCAUAUAUUGGAAGGCUUACAUGUUAUGCAGUUAUCAUUUUCACAUAUUUUAUUCUGCGUACUUUAAUAAUCUUGUAAUACUUUGGAUGGUGACUAAGGAAAAUAGUAGGAGGAGUAGUAAGAGAUUUCUUCAAAAGUGCUUUAAGUGCUAUGCACUUAGGAAAACAGUCUCUAGGAAGAAUUAUUCUUUAAAAAUCAAUCAGAGAGUGGCCUCAUUGUUUUGUCCUAUUCCCUUGUCAUCCUUGUCCCCCACUCCAAGCCCAUGCAUGCACAAAGGAAACAUCCCAAGGACUGAAGUAGCAUGUCAUCCUGUGCCACAAUCCGGUUUGCGAUUCAGUGUCAAUUAUGGAAUUCAAUCUCACUGUGAAAUUCAAAUGUCAGGAAGUCUUGAAAACUCUUGUUUCUUCAGAUGGGCAGUUUUACGUAAUUGCCUCAUUCUUCCUGCAUUUCCAUUACAAGGUCUAAAAAUAGUUGGAGGGAGAUUAAGUGUUCCAACAAGUAACGCUCUAAUGGAUGACAGAGAAUUUCCACCAAAUGACCUACAAAUAGACUCAAAGGACAGUCUUCGUGCUGACUAUAGGGUGGAAAGUUUGACAUCUCGUUUGGUUUCUUCAGCUGAUGAAAAUGAAAAUCAACUUGACAAUGAUGGGAAUAAGAUUCUGACCAGUAGUAGCAUUGCUAUGGGGCGACAGGAUAAAGGUGAGCAGGACAGCAUCAAUAAUAAUGAGAAUAUGGACAGUGGAGACUGUACCCCAAACUGUAAGGAAGGUGAGACUGAGAGAUCUGUAAAUGUCUAUAUGGACCCCCAGCUGGAGGAAAAGCGUAUUACAGAAAAACAACCAGGUGGAAAAAGAAGUCCAAGAAGCAAAAGAAGCUCCAGUAAAAAAUCUAAAGGAAUUCCUACUGUGGGAACCACAGCAAUCAAGGAGGAAAAUGCUCUUAUUACAGAUUCAGAUUCUGUGCAUGCCGAAGGUGCUGUUGAAGCAAAUGAAAACUUUCACCAAAAAGAAACAUUGCAGUCUCUUUUCUCUUUGCUCCGUGAAGAGGUUGAGCAGAUGGAUUCAAAGAUACUGCCCCUGUGUCUCCAUCAGAUAGCCGAGACCUAUUUUCAAGAGGAAGAAUAUGAAAAGGCAAUGAAAUUCAUUCAGCUUGAACGACUGUAUCAUGAGCAGCUGCUUGCAAAUCUUUCUUCCAUACAAGAACAGUGGGAAAGAAAAUGGAAAACAGCGGUUCCUGGUCCAGUUACAACACUGAGAAAUUCAGCUAAAGAACUGAGUGGUGAAGAAUUAGAAAAGCUGACUAGAGUUUGCUCUUCUCAUCAACAGCCACAGACAUACAAAAAUCAGCUAGUAGCUGCAGAAAAUACGUGGGAAAGCAGUUGUUUGCUUCAGUUAGUGGAAUCAAAAAAUGUAACGGAAAGAGAAGCUGCUGCUUUAAAAUCAGGUACUGAAACUUGUCCUGGCAUUGGACCAAAGAAAGAAGAUAAACAGCGGAGCGCUAGUUCUCCAGGUGAAAAACGAACUGAGAGACAGACAGAGGCAGCAAGUGUUCCGGUAGCUGCAGGAAAGGACCACAUGGAGGAGCAGCACUGCAGUGCUGAAUCAACAUUGGAGCCACACACCCAGUCCACAGGGACAGUGGGCAGGCCUUCUUUAGGCUGUUUGUCAUCUGGGGAUGCCAGUAAAGAUAACAGUUUGCAGCCAAGAGAAAGACAACUCUCUAAGGAUGCAGAAAAAAUAGAAGGCGCAGCUGGGGAGCCUGGAGUGAAACUCCCUAUUGAGCCAAUGGUAGAUGCUUUGGUUUUAACAGAUGCUGAUUCUAUGCCUACUGAUUUGGUUCCUGCUGAUAAAGGUGUGCAAGCUGAUAGAAAUCUGCUCAGAUCAAAACAUGAUGCUGGCCCUUCAGAAAUUGCUAGUGGCCAGCCUGGAAACAGUGAUUUAAAGCAGCAACAGAAAGAGCCUGAUGACGAUAGAUCUUCGCAGGACAGAACUGCAUCAAAUGUAUGCUCUGGAUGUAAUAAAGUGUCUGAGCAUGAGAAUGCUGCCCAUUUACAAGUAUGCAAGGAAAUACAGAGAACAGCAGGACAGGAGGAGAAGGUAAAUAAUGAAGAACAAGAAGAUUUAUUUCUCAGAUUUUUGAAUGGUAACAUAAUAGACACUGAAGAAUCAUUUGCAAACUUAGGAAGCCAAGAGGACUUCGGCGCUGUUCCAGAUAUUUCACCUGAACGAGCAUCUUACAACUCACUGGAAGCUUUAUCACUAGAUGACAGCUUUUCUUCUCUUGAUGAACUUGCAAGAAGGAUAGAGAUUGCUGAGAUUGCCCCAGCAGAAGGUUUGGUGUCUAUACUAAAGAAGAGAGAUGACAGGGAAGGAAAAACAAUUGCUCAAGUCCAGCAAAAGCAAACAAAGAGAAGAGUGCGAUUCCAAGAAAUGGAAGACACAUUGGAUCAAGAUGAAGUAGCUGGUGGCUCCUGCAUUUUGCUGGUCCUGUUGUGCAUAGCAACUGUUUUCCUUAGCAUUGGAGGAACUGCAUUGUACUGCACCUUUGGUGAUAUGGAAUCCCCUGUGUGUACUGAUUUUGCAGCCAACAUGGAUUUCUAUUAUACGCAGAUAUUGCAGCGUAUGGAAGAACUUAAACACUGGAUAGCCUUCUCAUAGCUGAAAUGAGCAGAGACAAAAGACUGAGAGCUCACCAAUGCUUACUGGAGAGGGCAGAAAAAAAUUGUGAUUUCAAGUUCUCAAACACUUGCCACCUGCAGGCGAUGUGUAUUUGAUUAUGUACUUACACUUGUACUUAGAAAUCAAGAAAAUUCUAGUUUAGCAAUCAAGUGGCAAAAUGUUCACAUCUUAAGCUGUAGCAGUGUGGUAUGGGAGAAUAAAGUUAUUCUCUUCACGCUUUUGAGGGCAGGCGAGUAGCUUUUCGACAACUUGAGCAAGUGAAGAAGAAAGAAGAAAAUUGUCUUCUAUAUGCUCUCCCAUUGCCACACAUUGUGUAAGCAAUCUCUGGAAGCUUAGUUAGAGGACAGCUUUAAUUUACAGCUGUUUGUGCAAAGGUGUUGCCUCCAGCUAUCAUGCAAUAAGUCUGUGUUUUAUGGAAACAUAAUUUUUCUUUCAAGUCUUACUAUUUUUCUCCAUUUUAUUUCUCCUGGUGAGUCAUGUAGUUAUUUGAGUGGAGUGAGAAGAGUGCAGCGGCAUACACAGAGCCCUCAUUUGGUGAUUAACAGGCUGACCCUGUAUCUUGUAGCUUGCGGUGAAUAUCAUGAAUGGGAUGAAUCUGCUGGCAGAUUUCACUGAAUUUCCUGGAACUUUACUCACAGUUUUCUGGGGGCUAUUUGAGAAAUGAAAGGUUAAAAAAGAAAUCAUUGCUCUCACUGAACAUAGAAGCAAAAGUAAGAUGUUAAAGGAAUUAUUUGUGUUAAAUAGUAAAGUGGCUUGGGCCAGUUUUAAAGCAGGUGUGGGGCUAACUGGGCUUUCUGUCCAGCUAUGUCACUGACCUGCAGUAAUCACUUUGUGCCUCAGUUUCUCCUCCAUACAUGGGGAACAAUGAUCCUUGCCUUUGUCUGUGAAUAUUUAUUGCAAUUAGGGCUCAUGUCUGAUUCAUCCCAGAUGAGUGCACAGGGUCACUGAACUGUGUGGCCGCAGCCUCUCUCAGUGAGCGAAUGCUUACGUAAAGUGGGACUGAUCCAACAGGGGAGGUGCAGAGGAUCACUGCAGACCCACGCCCUGUUAGCAGUCCAGGGCAGUUGUUCCAGCAGAUAAAGCACAUUUGCAUCUAUUUGCCCUGCAGUUCUGAGACUUGUAUUGUAAAAUCUGUUCUUUUUCUAUCAGCUAUACAAACAAGUUUAAGUCAGGACAAAGAGUCACUUUUUAAUGGGUAUUUCUAUCACCUGGUGCUCAGCCCUCCCUGUAUGGUACGUGAGAGAACCACUGACAUGACUGUGAAGGUGAGAAUUAGAUGCACAGGCCUUUGGCCCGCACUGGUCAAAAAGCAGCGGCUGUGCUUGCACAGAGAAUAAUGGCUCAGCCCUGCUGAAGGUGUUAAUGUGAAAUGAUUCCUUUACACCUCAGGAAACAGCAUUUUUGAGGAGUCCACUUCACUCCACUCUGUCAUUUCCUGCUUACUAACAUUGUAUGAUGCAGUGUGUUCAGGUUUAGAAUACUAUUGUGUAAAAUACGAUGAAGUGAAAUCUUCAAGAUAUUGCUCAGAAAUGUAACAUUAAAUGAUCAUGCUUUUUGGCAUUUGCAAGCAAAUUGUCCUCCUAGUGAGCUUGAUUGUUCCUAACACACUGUUAUACUUAAUGGGUUUUUAAAGUGAAAGUUAAAGUCACCUUUUUUUCUAGAAUAAAUUGCAUGUAUGAUUUCUCUUUUUGUUUUCACUGGAGAGCCUUAGUUUAUUUACACCUUAGGGAGCCUCAUGUGCAACUUUAUAUCAAACUAGCAAAUUUUAAAUGCCCAACCUAAUGAAGACUUUUGAUUUUAGAAUGAAACUUGAGAAUGGUAGUUUGGUAGACUUUUUGUUUGUUGUCCUCAGAGUAUUAUGACGCUGGGCUAAUCUAAGGAAGAAAGGGAAAGACACUUUUGUAUUUUAAAGUGUUACUGGCUGGUUCAGUUUAUUAUUUGAAGUCUGAGUUUGUUUAUUUAUUUAGCUUUUCUUUUAAGAGAAUCUUAAUUUUCUUUUUUUGGUAAUUUACUCACAGAGUAAUUAAAAAGCAUGCAUUCAGUUAAAAUAUGUAUUUAUAGUGACUGUGUAGUUAGAAUAUGUUUUGUUUUUCUGUAACUUUGCAUUGAGUGUUUCAAGAUAUUUUGUUCCUAAAGAGACAACUGUUGAUUUCAGCUUAAAAAAUCUUUUCAAGGUUUUGUGCACUUCAUCACCAAAAAGAUCAAGUAUAUAUAGAACUAUUUAUUCAAAAGUAUAUCAGAUAUGGAGAUCAAAGGCCCUUUACUUUUAGGUUGAUUUAAUUAAAACUAUUUUAAAAUAAUUAUUUUCUUUAAAACUGUAAAGCUAUUUAAAGUCAAAGCAAUUUUUAAUAAGCAGUUCAGUUUAAAAUCAGUGGUCCAAAUCCUGGUCUGUCCACUUUGUGUUAUAUUCCCAGAGCAAAGACUCACUAGUAUCAACAGAACUGCCUGAAAAGAAGAUCAUGAAGAGUUUGAACACCACUUUACCAACAUGUACCCGAUGAAAACUGAGCAUCCAGGCAUUCCCUGUAACUCAACUACCUUAUACUUGUGUUGUAACUUGGACCAUCUUUCCAGCCUAUGCCAAGGUACCACGCCUGCAACGUCUCUCAGGAUUUGAGGGAGCAGAAGGGGCACAUACGCAGAGGCUGCCCAUCUCCUGAUCUGAGCUGUUCACUCCUCAGCUGCAACCAAGUGAUUGAAUCUGGAUCUGAUUUUUAUUGGCAUCCCUUUACAAAAAGCCGAUGGUACUAAUUCUUGCUUUGUGUGACAGUUCUGUUAGUGCAAAUAGUUUGCAUGGUCUGUAGUACAUUAUCAAACUUGCAGCUACCAAGGUAACAAAAUUUGCUUUGUGUUGAACUCCAAAGAGUGUGCGGGUAGGCCUGAUGUUGGCCUUCCUAUGUACUCUGUUCUCUUUAGAUUGCUGGUGACAUUGCUUCCAUCUGGGUGACCUGAGGGUGUAGGAUCUUACAGUCAGGUAAAUCCAGACUAAAAGAAAUUGUUGAUUUGAACAGUUAUUCCUCUUGUCUGAGCAUUUGGAGGUAAAAUAAUACUGAGCAACAGCUAAAAUGGUUGUAAGUAGGAAAAAACAGAGGGAAAAGGCUUUUUUUUUAACUCUGUUGUGCAUUUUAAAGCCCUUUGAUUCUGUUUCCUUUCCUGCCACUAUCAUUUCUAGCUGUUCUGCUUGGCAGUAGGGGAAACACACUAUGCCAGUGUAAAACUAUUUGUAAUUGGUAAGAAAAUUCGGGGAAUGGUUUAAUGUUUGACAGCAGUUAAAAGUAGCUUCUUAAAAUAUGACUGGAUUUCAGGCUGUUAGUGUACCUUCAAAGAAGUUGUGGCCACUUAAGCACCUGCAGCAUGCUACUAGAAAUCCCCACCUUCCACUUGAAUUCUUUGAGCAUGAUUAUUUUGAAGAGAUUCUCACAAUAGAGCAAAACCAAUGAGGCUCUUGAUGUAGAUUCAGCAUAUGCUGCCAAAAAGAGCUUUCUGGUGACAUGAGUAACACCCUCACUCCAAAUAGCCGAGACUACAUCAAGAAAAGCAGUGCUAUGGUGCAGCCACACUAUACUACAAGCUUGUUUUCAAAACAGGGUCAUAAGGAAGCAUCUUCCACAGCCCUGAUAUGCCAGCAGAAGUUCAUCAGCAAGACACAGCCCAUGUUUUAAAAUUAUUCUGAUAUCUUUGCUUUUCUCCUUGGAAAAUGCAUAGUCCUGGUGACGAGCAGUAGGAAGUAGUCUAACGAAAAGGGAAACUCUUGCAUAGGGUGUUCUGGGAGUAAUGGGCAAGCUUGAACCACCAAAUAAGCAGAGUAGAUUGGAAGUCCAGAUUCUCGUGUGACUGGGUACUGUUCUACUUGAUAACCUAAAGGGAUCUUACCCUCCUAAGAAAAUAUGUUUGCCUACUUUGUACUGUAAUGUAAAACCAAGACCAUCUAAAAGGACUAAUAACUAUUUGUAACAAAUUUAACUUAAGCUUCCUUUAGCAAAAGGGGUAAAUAAUUGUGUUUGAAACCAUCACCCAAGCUUGUAAUUUAAACACUGUAGCAAAAAAAAAAAAAUAAAAACUGUCCCAAAGAAAAUA